Molecule: messenger RNA, 1587 nt
Organism: Aspergillus tanneri
Lineage: Eukaryota; Fungi; Ascomycota; Eurotiomycetes; Eurotiales; Aspergillaceae
Product: putative amidase
Exons: 3
Coding region: 1-1587 (528 amino acids)
Molecular function (GO): catalytic activity
Source: RefSeq, a predicted model, not a curated record
AUGUCGGUUCUAUUUACUUCGAUUUCCCAAAGUAACCCAGUCAAAAAAGGCGAGGUCCAACAACUUCUCCAAAGCAUCGGCGUAUCCGUAGAACCAGACGAAGAAGAUGACUUCCAAACACUCCUAGCAGCACUUCAUGAUUGCGCUGAAACCGUCUCUCGUCUACCAGAUUACCAACCCGUGCCUGAUCUCAAUCGAUACCCCCGGCAGAAUAUACGACGCCCGACGCCCGACGAGCAAGUCUUGGGUCAGGCCUGGGCCCAUCGGUUUCUGAUCCAGGGUAAUCCAGAUGGAGGCAUCUUGGCCGGCAAGACUAUCAGUCUGAAGGACUGCAUAGCAGUUGCAGGCGUGCCUCAGCUUCUAGGAAGCGACGUGAUUCCGUCAUGGACGCCCGUGUCGGACGCAACCGUCGUGACUCGAGUGUUGGAUGCCGGGGCCGAUAUUUUGGGGACCUCCACUUGUGAGAACUUUUGCCAUUCCACGUCUUCGUUCACCAGUGCUCAGGGGACGGUGGAAAAUCCCUUUGCUUCGGGAUAUUCGGCGGGAGGGAGCACUUCGGGUGGCGCAGCUUUGGUGGGUGCUGGCUUGGUGGAUAUCACUAUUGGAGGGGAUCAAGGAGGGAGUGUUCGAGUACCUGCAUCGUUCUGUGGCUGCGUCGGUUUCAAACCCACUUAUGGAUUGGUCCCCUACAGCGGAAUCACCAGUGGAGAUGCCGUCAAUGAUCACACCGGACCUCUGGCCAGGAAUGUGCUGGAUGUGGCCUUGUGUCUGGACUCGAUCAGUGGCUACGAUGGGAUGGAUGACCGGUCGUUGGGAAGUCCUCCGCAUGGGUCGACCACAUACGCGCAGGCUCUACAAACAGGACCUACCAGGCUAGAGGGGUUCAAGAUUGGGAUUCUCGCCGAAGGAUUCGAGCAGGAGAUAGUCGAUCCAGUCGUCAAGAGUACCGUCUGGGCCGCCGCUUGCAAAUUCACCGACCUUGGAGCCACAGUUGACGAAGUAUCUCUCCCCGAGCAUCUCCAUGGGCCGGCCAUCUGGACCAUUCAGCAGCGCAUCGCCGGGUCUCAGAAUCUUCUGGGACAUGCUCACGGCCGACGAGGUCUCUCCAUGACCGAAAUGGAUCGGGCUCGACUUCCCUGGACAAACGAGAGCUUCCAACGGGCGUUCCCUUCCACUAAGAACGUGCUCAUCAACGGGAUGUAUCUCACCGCGCGGUUCCCCGAUCUCUACAGCAAGACUAACAAUUGGGGUCGGAAACUUCGUGACCGAUACAAUGAGCUGUUUACCAAAUACGACCUCGUCGUGAUGCCCACCACACCGGUAGUUGCCCCCCGGCACGGGAAAUGGGGUCUUCCCAUCGACUCGAUCCGGCCCAGUAUGGGACUCACUAUCAAUACGGCCAUUUUCAAUGUCACGGGCCAUCCGGCAAUGUCCCUCCCCGUCGGGUUUGCUCCGUCCCCGGAUGAUCCGCAGAUUCGACUACCGGUUGGUAUGCAGAUUGUGGGGGGGUGGUGGAAGGAGUCGGAGGUUCUCAGGGCGGGACAUGUAUGGGAGACCCAUUUCAACUGGAAGGAUACGGAUCUGUAG